UAAAAAUCAAAAGUUUAAUUAACGUUCAAGUCACGAUCAAAACAUACGAAAACGUGUUUUUGAUCGUGAAGCCGUGAAGUGGUGACCAAGAGGUGUGUCCAUCUUACCCCACACCCCCUAGGCCAGCCCAGCCCACGACCCAAAUGGGGGUGCCCACCACCAUGGCCACGCCCAACGCAACGCAUUUCCCGCAUGAAGGCAAAUCCACCGAGGAGGUUCAAUUGGAACAGAUUCGCAAUAAACUUCGACGUCGCGAAUUGGCCACGAAAUUGAAACGUCAAAAGAAGAAGGAUAAACGCCAACGUCAAGAUGAGCGGAAGAAAGAGGCUCAAGCUUUGGGCCCGGACGCCCCGCCCCGCCUCGUACCCAAGACUUUGGAGGCGUUGCGCGAGCCCGAUGUGACCACGGUUGUCAUGGGCGGGGCUGAGCCCGGAGCCGAACCCGACCCGACGCUUAUGGAUGAAGAAACACAUUGGGACAUCAACCAUGACGAGUUCCAAGACUACUUUGCCAAGGCCUACCAACCCAAAGUGCUCAUCACGUCGGCUGAUAAUCCGCACUCGCGUACCAUUGCCUUCAUGAAGGAGUUAUCGCGCAUCAUUCCCAAUGCCGAACCCAUGUGGCGAAAGAACAGCUCUAUGAAAAAGAUGGUCCGCCGAUCCAUUGAGAACGAAUUCACGGACAUCGUGGUGGUCAACGAAGACAACCGCCAUCCCAAUGGCAUGAUCGUGUCUCAUUUGCCCAAUGGACCCACCGCCCAUUUCCGUCUGAGCAACGUGAAGAUUGCCAAGGAUAUCAAGAAAGAUUGGCGACAAAUCUCGUCCCUUCGCCCUGAAGUGAUUCUCAACAAUUUUUCCACGCGCUUGGGCCACACGGUGGGCCGCAUGAUGGCCGCCUUGUUCCACUACGAACCUCAGUUUCAGGGGAAACGCUGCGUGACUUUUCAUAAUCAACGCGACUACAUAUUUUUCCGACAUCACAUGUACGAUUUCAAGUCGUCGGAAAAGGUUCGCCUACGAGAUAUGGGACCCCGGUUUACACUAAAGCUACGGUCUCUACAAAAAGGCACGUUUGACUCGAAAUUAGGGGAAUACGAAUGGAUCAUUUCCGGUCGGCGUCACGAUAUGGAGACUUCUCGACGUCGUUUCUUCUUGUAAUGAUCCCGUGAAAAGUAGCGAACGCCAUUGUCUCUUCUUCUUCGACAAAUAAUGAAACAAGAUCAAUACUUUGAGAGUGCAUUCAGAAUGUAAAUAAAGAUAUUCCUCAACAAUCAA
Tigriopus californicus is the source of this 1274-nucleotide messenger RNA. Its product is annotated as ribosome production factor 1-like. Gene Ontology annotation, molecular function: rRNA primary transcript binding. The transcript has 5 exons. The record is from RefSeq and is a predicted model, not a curated record. Gene Ontology annotation, biological process: maturation of 5.8S rRNA; maturation of LSU-rRNA. The coding region runs from base 144 to 1157 and encodes 337 amino acids. Gene Ontology annotation, cellular component: nucleolus; preribosome, large subunit precursor. Lineage: Eukaryota; Metazoa; Arthropoda; Copepoda; Harpacticoida; Harpacticidae.